This is a messenger RNA of Notothenia coriiceps (black rockcod), 2288 nucleotides long. Its product is annotated as ubiquitin carboxyl-terminal hydrolase 22-like. Lineage: Eukaryota; Metazoa; Chordata; Actinopteri; Perciformes; Nototheniidae. The transcript is spliced from 3 exons. Gene Ontology annotation, molecular function: cysteine-type deubiquitinase activity. The coding region runs from base 13 to 255 and encodes 80 amino acids. Gene Ontology annotation, biological process: protein deubiquitination. The record is from RefSeq and is a predicted model, not a curated record.
AAAGAGAGCCGGAUGAACGGGCAGUACCAGCAGACAGUGGACCCCUUCAACAACGACAACAAGUACAGUCUGUUUGCAGUGGUGAACCACCAGGGGACGCUAGAGAGCGGCCAUUACACCACCUUCAUCCGGCAGCACAAGGACCAGUGGUUCAAAUGUGACGACGCCAUCAUCACCAAGGCCAGCAUCAGGGACGUGCUGGACAGUGAGGGGUACCUCUUGUUUUAUCACAAACAGUUCCUGGAGUACGAGUAGUUCCCAGCAGAGGAGACGAGGAGACGAGGGAGGAUUAGUUUCAUAGUGGAAAGGAGUGAUGAGAGAGAGGCAAGGAAACAAACAGAAACCUGCCUGUAUCCCUCUUAUUGGAACAACUACAUACUAACCUAGUUCAACUGUAUCACAUCCAAGAGAAAACACGUGCAAGAAAGAACAAAAUGCAAGACGUUCGAAGGAGAGAUCGGUACAGGAUGUUACAUUAAACAUUGUUCACUUGAAUUUAAAGGAUGAAGAAGAAUAGUCUUUACUUGAUUUCAGACAUUAGACGUGUUGCAUCCUGACGUUUUCCUCCUUUUCUCAGCGUCACAGAAGGGCAGAAGGUUAUUUUAAACCUUCAUUAACCUAGGAGAGGUUUACUUGAUCACAGAUGCUGUUUCUCACCGUGUAGACGACCAAAUAUAACAAGGGGGGAAGUUGUCUUAAUAUGAAUUUUCGUUUCAAAUGCAAAAAUCACCUGAAGAAUGGAAAUAUUAACGUUGUAUUGAGAGAGAGUUAAUUCCAUUGAUCACCUGUGUCGUUGUCAGUAAGAUAGGAAACGUCGUCUAUAACGAAGGAUAGUGAAUUGUAUAUUUUUAUACAUACUGUAAUUUGAAUUGUUUGUUUACGAUUUAGCAUUCUCCCUAAAAGAAAUCUCACAUCUGUGUUACAGUGUUCCGUCAAUCAUGUUUUUUUAUUACACAAAAAAGCUAAAUAGUGCUGAAAUUGUUGUCAUGAAAACUGCUGCUAUGGCGGAUUUUGUUUAUUUUAUAUGUUACUGUUUAAUUGUAUGGAAGCCAUGAGAGGCCAGUGAGAAAAUUGUCGGGUGGAAAGAAAAUGAUUUAGCUAGAAUUAUUUUCUAUUUCUAUAUUAAUAUACAUGUUUAAAAAAAGGAUUACAUUAUAUUUUUUUGUACAUAAGAAGAAGUGGUGUGUUGUUGUAAUACUCACGUCGGCCACAAGAGGUUUCACGAGAAUAAUUUGUUAUUUCUAUUUCAUUUUAUCUGUAAAAAAAACAGGUGAAAAUAAGACAUUUUUUGUUAGGAUUAUUUCUAAAGAGUUUCUUGUUGUAAUACUCGCGUCGGCCUCAAGAGGUUUUACCAGAAUAAUUAACCAAGGUACUGUAAAAACAUUUUUAUUUUAGCAUUCAUUGUAAGGGCUAAGUGUAUGCUGCUCUAAAUAGGAUACAAAAUAGUCAUCAUUUCUUUUCAGAUGAGUUUUAAUUUGUGUUUUUUGUCAGCAUUUCCAUUUUUUUUACCUCUUUAAAAAGUUAUCCUGCAAUAUACUUUUUUUUGUCUGGCAAAACCAUUUCCCCCACUUGUUUCAACAGUUUUAAAGUAAAACAACACAUCAAUCUUAAAAAACAGCCCUUUUUGUUUUCUCACUUGCCUCUCAGGGCUUCCGUAGUUUUGACUUUAAAUUGAUCCCAUUUGUUUGCCGUACAAAGGCAAAUUCUCCCUUCUUAAGAUCUGUUGUUGUGAUGGUGUGUAUCAGGAGUUUGAACCUUCAGUGUUAGCCGCAUGUUGCUCUAAUCUGGUGUGUGUGUGUGUGUGUGUGUGUGUGUGUGUGUGUGUGUGUGUGUGUGUGUGUGUGUGUGUGUGUGUGUGUGUGUGUGUGUGUGUGUGUGUGUGUGUGUGAAAAUGAAACCUCAGUGUUGGUGUGUUUGGAUCAAAUUUGUUAUUGGGCGUAAAGAGACAUAACAAAGUGUGUGUGUUGCUGUUUGUAUGCACGUGUGUCGUGCGUAUGUUCUUAUGUUCGUAUACUGAAUCAGUACUUUGCAUCAGCAUGCCGUUGGGAGCUGGGUAUCACAGUUUGAAGGAGUUUUUUUUCCACAUGUUGAUGAUGAUGAUGUAUGUAAAAGUAUAUAUGUACAGUUAGUAUGUAAGAGAAGACAAAUGAAGAAGCCUUAAAGUGGAUUUUGGGUUCGUUAAAUCAGAAAAAAAACGUUUGUUGUUGAGCCGGUCAGUCUUUCCUCGCACACACACAUGUAACUGCUGCAAGAACUGGACACUCAAAUAAAGAGAAUCUAUAUCUGUA